Venturia canescens is the source of this 5583-nucleotide messenger RNA. Its product is annotated as protein unc-93 homolog A. Gene Ontology annotation, cellular component: plasma membrane; striated muscle dense body. The transcript has 8 exons. Gene Ontology annotation, molecular function: potassium channel regulator activity. The record is from RefSeq and is a predicted model, not a curated record. Gene Ontology annotation, biological process: regulation of potassium ion transport; regulation of muscle contraction. The coding region runs from base 634 to 2343 and encodes 569 amino acids. NCBI's taxonomy places the organism in Eukaryota, Metazoa, Arthropoda, Insecta, Hymenoptera, Ichneumonidae.
CCGCGACGAAAAAGAGUUUUGCUCCCUUCGUCCCAGAUGGACGCGAAGCCUCGACUCAACGAGCCGCCGAAUUCUGCCGCAUCCUCCGCAAAUUCUGCGCUCCAAUUGGCAAGACUCGAAAAGCUCAAUAAUUCGUGAGAUUGGUGUGUUUCGGAGGUGCGAAUUCGGGAUUAUGUUCGAUUGGGAAAAAAUCCUUGGAACGAAUCUCCUCCGGGUUUAGUUCUCGUUGGUUUUCUCACAGAGGCUAACAGUGGGAGUGAAAAUGUUGAAAAGCGACGGCACGUACUGAGGGCUCAUGCAGGGAAGAAGCAACACGUACGUCCGAGACACAGAGAUGCAGAAACGCUCACGUGAUGCCAGGAGACACGACGUCCCUCGAGAAGAGGGCUGGGAAAAGAGGCGUCACAUUCAUUGAUCGAAUAAAUUCUUCAGGAUAUUUUAUCGUCUCGUUUGGCAAAUGCCAAUCGUUCUCGCCAUCCGAAUCCGUAGCUUUCAGUGACGCUGCUCACAGAGGAUACGAGGCAAAGAACUGAACUCGACCUCAACGCGGAUUGAGAGGAUUUCGUAGCAGAUCGCAGAAGAAAGAGAAAGAAAUUAAAGGAAAACAUAAGGAAGCUGAAUUGCAAAAGAAAAAUGGGCUCGUUGCCGAAUCUGCACGAACUCUCGAGGGAGAAACUCAGCAGCCCGGUACACAGACCAGCUCCCAUCGGCGGCCUCGGUCCUGUCAGAUUACCACCCCAGCCACCACCUCUCGCUCAUACUCACAGACGCGCCAGAAGCAGCGGACAUCAUCACAACGCUUUGUGGGACAACGACGCCAUGUUAGAGCACAUGACAACGUAUUCCCCGAUUUCCUGUCGUUCGGCCCGGACUUCCGCGCAGAGUUGUCGUCGUCGUGAGUCAAUGAGUUCUUCAGCGGGGGCGUCCUCGGUUCGCCGUUUGAUAGUGGCAGUGAGAACGACGCCAUCCGGUCCUCGCCCACCGAGAAAGGCAAUUCUCCGGCAUUGUGCGGCCCUUUUGCUCGGUCACGUGACAGUGUCGGCGGCAACUUUGCCGAUGUUUCCGCUCCAGGCUGGCCUCGGUGCUUUCAAUCCUCAUCUCGGCCCGAUUUUGCUCGCGCUCUUGUACACGAGCGCCACUUUGACGGCGUGUUUCGCUCCAAUCGUAGUGCAAAAAUUGGGCACGAACCUCGUCAUAAGCUUGACUCACCUCGCGACAACGAUCUUCGUCGGUACUCAUUUGUAUCCAAAGUGGUACGUCCUCGUACCCAGCUACGCUCUACUCGGCGUCUGCACCAGUCCGAGCUUCCUCGCGAGAACCUCUCACGUCAACGUCUGCGCCACGAAUCUCAGCCUCGUGUGCGUUGAUCACGAGGAUCCUGAUGAGACCAGGAGGGAUUGCCUGCUCAGGAGACUCAACCGGGGAAUGAAAUUGGCCGAGGACAUGGGACUGGCGUUCGGCUGCUUGAUAGCUGCCAUAAUCGUGAAGAUGAUUGACCCCCCGGCGCCCAGGGUUUCGGUCAGCGACGUCGAGGACACUUGCGGCGCGGAGUACUGUCCUCGGGAAACUUACUUCUACAACGAAACACUCUUCCCACCGACCCUGCCGAUCGGCACGGCGAAGAUGAUCCUGAGCGUUUCCCUCGGCCUGGGCGUUCUCGCGUUCGGAAUAUCGUGCGCUUUCCUCGACUCGAGGAUGAAGGAACCGCGGAGCGUCAACGAUCGCUUGACCCUCGACAGUCAUCUCAAAUCGAUCAAGCACGGUUUCCAAGAUCCUAAGCUACAACUCGCCGCACCCCUCACUCUCUUCAUCGGACUCGAGCAGGGAUUCAUAUUCGGCGACUUUACCGAGGCUUACGUCGUUUGUGCGUUGGGAGGAGCACUGACAGUGACUCUGAGUUUCCUGAGCUUCGCCCUCCUGCAGGCUUUGGCGGGGGUCACGCUCUCAAUGCUGCUAAGACACAUAAGGAGAUACUUCGUAGUUGCUGUGGGUUUAGCCUUUCACGCGUGUUUGCUACUGGCUCUGGUCACGUGGAGGCCAGCGGGUGACGAUCCGGCGUUGUUCAACGUCAUAUCCGCAGCAUGGGGGGUCUGUAACGCCGUUUGGGAAACUCUAAUUUACACUCUGUUGCUCGGAUUGUAUCCGACCUCGUGGCAGGGACCAAUGUCAACCUCGUUGUUCUGGAAGUGGCUCGGUCUUUCGCUGGCUCUGGGGCUCCACGGUCUCGUAUGCACGCGCGUGAGAGUCCUCGGUCUGGCGACAAUGCUAUUGCUCUCCGUGGUGCCGUACACCUGGCUCGAGAUACGUCUCGCAAGGCGUGGCAAGUGUUUGGCUCCAUUGUGACCGAUUCGCGACACGAGCGAGCGGCUUGCCAAGGGUAAAAUGAAUCACGGCGAAUGAGAGAGGCACGUUCCAUCCGGUUCGAGACUGAGACAACCGGGCAAUCGAUAUGGACCGAGAAGGAGCACCGGCAACGUCGACAUUUUCAUUUGCCAUCAGCAGCAGCUACAGAAACAACACCAACAAUACCAGCAACACCAACACUUGCAAACGCAUCGAACGUCCGUGAGCUCGUGCUCUGCCGAGCCUUCCACCGCUCCUUUCCGAUCGCCCGAUCUAUUUACGCGAUAAAUAACAAAAAGAGGAUGAAAACGUAUUUCUCUACUUUUUACUCCCAUUUCCUCCGCGUUUUGGUACCGACCCUUUCCAAAAUCCCAUUCCUUUUUUCUUCUUCCUCGAACGACGGACCUUCCUUAUCGGGAAAAAAAAUAUCCCGCUAAGAAAUCUCACAUUCGAGCGAACUUCUUCUCCGCCAAUAUUAUCAGUUUUCCGACAAGUCGCGAACAGUCCCAAAUCACAAUGCGAGAAACACGAAUUACGAGUUUCCGACUACGAGCACCAGUUUCCGCCUCGAAUUUUCCUCCCGCAUCCCAAAAAUUCAAUUCCCUUAUUUACAAAUCGUAAGGUUUCAUUAAUCAAAUAUUCGCGUGUCUCACGACUGGAUGGAACGGAGGUUCCGUACUGAAUCGACUGUUAAUUAAUCGAUGAGCCAAACUCGAUGUAAAUUUUGUAACGUUCACCAAAACCUCGUUGUCUCGCGUAUCCAAAUAUUUCGCGUUAACACGAGGAUUCAUGUAUGAAUAUUAAAGUAAGAAGAUUCAACGAGAUUCGGAGAGUCUAAAUAAAUCACGAUGUUCAACGUUCACUUUUUUUUAUUGUUUUUCUAAUUUUAAAAAAAAAAUUUUUUUUUUCUUAUUUUUUCAAGUGACGAACUCUUCACUCGUAAAUGAUGAAAAGCGAUGAUGUUCGGUGACGAGGACACACGCUCUAUUUCAUUUUUAUAUCGAUGUAUAUUACGAUUAUAUAUGAGCUAUUAUAGGACUCAACGCGACGGGAUGAUCUCGAGAAGAAAGUCUAAAGAUAAUAAAGCCGAGCGGGCCUCGAACGUACACUGGGGGAAUGAAAUAAUAAUAAUAAUUCAAGUGUCCAGAAGGGUGUGUGAAAAAAGCGAAAAUUCUAAGAGAUUUUUCAUUUUGUUAUUCAUUAUUUUAUUCUUUGCAACACCCUUUGGAACACCACAGAGAAAAGAAUAGUUUAAGGACAGUUAACUAAAAUCGUUGAUUGGCUGUUUCGUGGUCGUUAAUACGUACAGAAAAGUAAAGUAAAAAGAGCUGAGAAACUGUUCUCUGGGCUGAGAAACAGAGAAAUCCAUUUUUUAUUCGUGAUCGAGUUAAACUCGAUGAUCAUCGGCGUUGACACACGCACGAUCCACGCAAGAAAUUUAGCAAUGUUGAAUAUACGGUCGAACGAGAUAGAACUUUUUUAGAAAUAUGUUGUUGAAAGAAACUGAAAAUUGGUAGAUUUUCACAAUUUAACUCGGAAACUAUGAGGAGACUAUGAAUAAUGAGUUUGAUGAAUCCAUGUGUAUCGCUAUUAAUAUUGCUAUGUCGUGCGGGUUACCAAACAUCGGGGGAUACGAUGAAAAAAAACUACAAAUGCAUAACGAAAAUUUGGAGCCGGUCCUCACUCGAAUCACGUACCUGCGAUUUUGUGGCACGAGGAAUUCCGGAGCUUGGUGUUCCUCGUUCGCAUUUAUCUCAAAAUUGGAUUGCGAGCCUGAAGAUUUUUAGCGAAAAUUCCGAACCUCGCGCGUUCCUCGAAUGUUCCUUUAUGUCGAGAUUUAUUUCAUUAGUCAAUACAUUUGACAGCUGCGCACGUGAGAAACGAAAACUAACUUUUCUCCCUCAAGCUUCGGGCACUGCCUCGUAUCGAAGUACUAAAACUUGAUGAAAUAAUUAGAAAAAAAAGAGAGAGAGAGAGAGAGAGAAAAUAAAAUGACGAAGACUCGAGAUAUAUUUGUAUUUAGCCUGAGAGUUUGUAAUUCUUAUCAUCCUCGACGUUCCACAGGCGCGCACAUUACUGCGUAUCGAGUCACUGAAAAAUCGUUAAUUAUUGAGCGUUUUACGAGGAUUGGUAAAAGAGGAAUACUGGCUUGGAGGAAACAGCGACGAAAGUUUCAUCGAGCGAACGACUGCUUCCUCACGAAAAAGUAUGAAAACGCUCGAUGCAUAUCAAAUACGGUUGAGGCAAAUUGCAAAACGAACGUACACUAGAGAAUUUCCUUCAUAUCGAAAUAAAGUAAGGCGGUUUGCGAGACGCGAACGGAGGGAAAAGGAAAGGCGAUGAGAAUGUCAUUUGACUUUGGAAUUAAAGAGAAUCGAAAAGGUGCUUUGGGUUCAGGCGUUUUGGGAGCUAUGGGAUAAUGCACAUUACGAUCUUCCGAUCUUUUCACAAUUCAAUUCGAAGGAUCUUCCUCCCCCCUUCAAAUACCUCGAGAAUAUUCAACUCCUCGAUUAGAACAAGUUUGUAAAAACGUCACGAGCAUCUAACACAUAGUUGUGUAAUUGUUAAACAAAAUGACUGUUCGAAUUUAAGAAGUAAAAAAUAUUGUGAAAAAGUUAAUAAGAAAUAUUCAAACGAACUGUAUUCCUCGGUUUUUCAUUGAAAAAUGAGCCUCGAACUCGAGCUCGCACCGCAUUUGCUCGAUCGCAAUGAGUUCCGGAAUUUUGGAGAGGCCUCCCACGGGCCAAUUAUUCUCGGGAUUGUUGCCUUGACGGAUCGACGACUGUGGUGCUUCGAUCGAAGGGAAAAAAGCUCGAAAAAUUUCCCUCCAAAAUUUCAUGACCCGCCGGACGUUGGCCACGUUUUUUCAAACAUUUUUUAUAAUUCCGGCAGCUCGAAUUGUGUUUUAUAUCACUUUGAUAUCGCUCUAGGAUUGGUCCGAUGCCGAAUGAUAAUCGCGGGAAGAAAAAGCGAGCAAGAAAAGCAAAAAAAAAUUCAUGAAACUUUGCUAGGACAAGAUACAUGGCCAUUAAUUUCGAUCGCGUUCAGCAAUAAAAAACGAUUUCCUUGUUUUCGUUUUCUGAAGAAAAUUGGUGACAACACAAUCCGGGUCGGCGUGAUGCACACGAAAACUCAAAUGUUCAUGUCCUGGCAUGCAAAGUGAGGAUAAUUGUAAAAUAGAAUCGGAAGAGCAUAUAUUAAUUGUAUUUCACGAAAUAAUAAAUAUUAACUUAUUUUAUA